Molecule: messenger RNA, 717 nt
Organism: Schistocerca cancellata (South American locust)
Lineage: Eukaryota; Metazoa; Arthropoda; Insecta; Orthoptera; Acrididae
Exons: 3
Coding region: 1-717 (238 amino acids)
Biological process (GO): neuron differentiation; regulation of transcription by RNA polymerase II
Cellular component (GO): nucleus
Molecular function (GO): RNA polymerase II transcription regulatory region sequence-specific DNA binding; DNA-binding transcription factor activity, RNA polymerase II-specific
Source: RefSeq, a predicted model, not a curated record
AUGCAGCCCGCCAGCUCAGUCAGCGGCAGACAAAUGAGGCUGGCGACUGCCUACUGGGCGGGGGCGAGGCGCGUAGAUAAGCGCCGACCCGUGUCUCCAGGUGGCUGCGUGGGUGGCGGCGGUGGCGGCGGCGGCGGCAGCGGGACGAAGCCACGCCACAGCGCCGCUCGUAGCGAUGUGACCACUCGAAACUCGGCCUCCUCACUAACACACUUUCCCUAUCUGGCACCUACAGCUGAUGAAAUACUGUCGCGAAAUACACUCCUGGAAAUUGAAAUAAGAACACCGCGCUACGGCACCAAGUGCGGCGGCUGCGCGCAGGGCAUCUCGCCGCAGGACCUGGUGCGCAAGGCGCGCGACAAGGUCUUCCACCUCAACUGCUUCACGUGCAUGGUGUGCCGCAAGCAGCUGUCCACCGGCGAGGAGCUCUACGUGCUCGACGACAACAAGUUCAUCUGCAAGGACGACUACAUGUCGGGCAAGACGCACCAGGGAGGUGGUGUGGCGCCCACCUGGCAGCGCGAGCGCAGCGGAGGAGACGAGAGUGAGGGCGGCGACCACACGGCGCGCAGCGCGCAGCGGCGAGGGCGUAGCCGCGUGUCACGGAUGGCCGGGCGCGCCGCUCCGCCGACCGUGUCAACACGGCCGCUGCCCGCCCGGUACUGUCUGCCGCGCUACCCGCUACUUGCUAGCGCUGCCCCUGGAUCACAUUUGUAG